UUCCGCCGCAGCUCUCCUUUUAAGUUCCGGGGCGCUCCAGAGAUCCGGGGAGGAAGGGAGGGGGCGGGGCCCGCCGGUGGUCACGCGCGGCGCGGCGCGGCGCGGCCUGGCCUGGCCUGGCCUGGCCUCCAGGAUGGAGGAGGCCGGAGCGGCGGUGGCCGCGACCGGAGAGGCCGAACUGAACUGGUCCCGCCUCAGCGUGUCCACCGAGACGCUGGAGUCUGAGCUGGAGGCGCGCGGCGAGGAUCGGCGCGGCUCCCGGGAGGCGCUGUUGCGGCUGCUGCUGCCCCACAACCGUCUGGCGUCGCUGCCGCGGGCCCUGGGCAACGGCUUCCCGUACCUGCAGCUGCUGGACGUGAGCGGCAACGCGCUGACAGCGCUUGGGCCCGAGCUGUUGGCGCUGAGCGGCCUGCGCACACUGCUGGCCCGCAACAACCGGCUCGGCGGGCCUGGCGCGCUGCCCAAGGGCCUGGCGCGCUCUCCGCUAUGCCGCAGCCUCCAGGUGCUCAACCUCAGCGGCAACUGCUUCCAGGAGCUGCCGCCCGAGCUGCUGGGGCUGCGCGCGCUGCACACCCUCAGCCUGGGCGGCAACCAGCUGCAGAGCAUCCCGGCCGAGAUCGAAAACUUGCAGAGUUUAGAGUGUUUAUAUCUUGGAGGAAACUUCAUCAAAGAAAUCCCACCAGAAUUAGCAAAUCUGCCAUCUCUGAACUACUUGGUAUUGUGUGACAACAAAAUCCAAAGUGUGCCUCCUCAGCUUUCACAGUUGCAUUCCCUUCGUUCCCUCAGUCUUCACAAUAACUUGCUGACCUACCUGCCACGGGAGAUCCUCAACCUUAUUCAUUUGGAAGAGCUGAGUUUACGAGGAAAUCCAUUGGUUGUUCGUUUUGUAAGGGACUUAACCUAUGACCCUCCCACUCUCCUGGAAUUGGCUGCACGGACCAUUAAGAUCCGCAAUAUUUCUUAUGCUCCCUGUGAUCUUCCUGAGAAUCUUCUUAGAUACUUGAGUUCAGCUAGCAAUUGCCCAAACCCAAAAUGUGGAGGAGUCUACUUUGACUGCUGUGUCAGGCAGAUUAAGUUCGUGGACUUCUGUGGGAAAUACCGCCUCCCGCUCAUGCACUACUUGUGCUCUCCUGAGUGCUCCUCCCCCUGCAGCUCUGCCUCGCACAGCUCAACAUCCCAGAGUGAGUCCGACUCCGAGGAUGAAGCCAGCGUAGCUGCACACAGAAUGCAGAAAGUUCUCCUUGGUUGAGCACAAUUGAGGGGCUUGUGAGAGACAGCUUGAAAUUGUCUAGAAACCUUGUUGCCCUCCUCAAGAAGAGUACAUGAUAGAAGAGUUUAUAUUCCAUCUGCCUGUCCAACAAGAAUGAAUCCAGUUCCAUGCUUAGCUAGACUUCACUCCGAAUGGCAGUUUGCAGUGUUCACAGCAGGGUGGUACAUUCUCAGCAGCCUUGGACCAGCUGCUGCUGCUGAGAUGAGAAGUGAGGAGUCAUCAAGGGUGUGAUUAUUACAGAGCCGCCUUUGGCAGUGAAUACAACAGAAGAAGCCUUCUCCUUAUAUUAGCCCUGUUUUUAUAUGACAGACCUAUUCGUAUGAGCCCACAGGUAGUUGCAUAGGACUUAAUUAAGCCUUUCUGACCAAAUAACCGCUUAAGUAAAGAAUAUAACUUUUAAGUGGGAUAUUGAAACUUUUUGUUUUGUUCUAUAUGAUUAUUAAUCUGUAUAGCCUAGGAAUGAUUGUUAAAGUGCCUUCAUCAUGCCAGUAACAUGGAAUUUUAUGCAAGAAAUAAUGCCAGAGCAACUUAGAACCUGAUAUUAUGCAGAACCCUUUAAAAUGUGCUUUAAUAACUCAGUGAAUAACACCAAGCCCAUGCCAUCUUAACUCCUGUUUUGGUUUCAACAGUGAUCCCUCUUUAAAAAAAUUUUUUUUCUUAAACUGUCUUUAAGUAGUUGUUUAAAGAGGUUUCAGUCUAUGUGUCAGUUUACAAGUACAUUGCAACAGUGAUCCUGCUUUAACCAGUCACUUUAUACUUAAUGGGAGACCACAAUCUUGGUCAGUCUGUUUAUCAUAAGAUGGAAUAGUAUAUCUUGACAGAAAAUUGUAGAGGACACACUAAUUUGUGAGUGAGAAAGGUUAGAAUUUCUAACAGUCAAAUAUGACCCUUUGCCUGUGUUAUACACUAAACUGUAACUUUGGAGCAUUUCCAAGAAAAACUAAUAUGGUUAGAUAAACAAGACAAGAAGGCCAAAAUUGAAAGCCAAGAAAUUACAUUCAUACAGUGUCUAAAAUUAGUUUAACAUUGGAACAUUUUGAAACUAAAGCAUUGAUAAGUAGCAAAAAUACUAAGCUUAUUCUGUCUUUAAAGUGUAGAAUAAUAGUUUUUGAAUUUUUACUAGCUAGUUUAAUGUGCAGUAGAAUUGAACAGUAGUACACUGUAAGUUCAUGUAAAGUAUAACAACACACUUAUAAUCAUUAGAUUAGAAGCUAUAAUGACACAAUAAAUGCUAAAUGUACAGGUCAGAUUGCAUUAGAAUGCCAGGUAACCUCUUGUGGCACACCGUUUUGUAUUAUAAUAUUUAUGUGUGUUAGGUUUCUGUAUAUAUUAUUUUUAUUUUAGAGUAUCAUAGAGGUAAUUCAGGGUUUGUGUGUGUGUUUGUAUGUUCAUUCAUGAAACAUGAGAGUUUCAUGACUGCAGUUGUGAGACGCUGCUAUAGUGAGUCCCCUUACCUUCUCCUUGUUAAAGUGUAGUAAGAUUUUUUUUAUUAUUUAGAAAUGUUCUGCCUGUAUCUAUACAAGUAAUGAUUAUAUUGUAUAUUGUAAAAUACAAGUAACAGAGUCUUUGCUUACAUCUUCCACUGAGCCACAGCAAGCUGCAGACUGAAAUCAUGAAAGGUAAUGGUCAGGUAGGCAGUGCCUGCGCCAAACCUAAAAUGCUAAUGUAAAACAUACAAACUGAUAGCAUCAAGUUUUUCUGGCAUAAAUGCUUCUAAAUAGAAUUAUUUCUGUGAUACUGAGGUUGGACUGAGGACCUCAUGCUUACCUGUUUGUUGCUUAGCUGGUUAAGCAAGACUGCAGUCUGACUUUUUGGUGAUUAAUUGGAGGUAGAGUCUUUUUUAAAAUUUUUCUUUAUUAAAGUGAUGUACAGAGGGGUUACAGUUUCUGAGGUGGAGUCUUGUGGACCUUUUUCCACCUAUUCUGGCUUCACACUGUGUUCCUCUGGAUAUCAGCCUCUUGAGUGGCUAGGAUUGCAGCGUGACACAAGAGGACCCAGCUUCUCCUUCUUUAUGGACUGUCAGCUUAACCUAAGUAACAGCUUGAAUAAUCAUAUAAGAAUUCGUUUUUGUAAAAUAAAUAGGUAGGUAAAUAUAGCACUUAGCCCUACAUCGCUCUUUCCAGCUUCCCAUGAAGGAAGUAUACUGCUUGAUCUUUAAUAGAAAUACAUGUAAGCAGACAUGGUUUCUAGCCUUUGCCAUAUAAUGUAGCUGUAUACUAAUAGUGAGUGUUCUGUCAACAAAACGUUUAUAAUAGUUCCUUGCCUAUUUUCGAAGCGUAGGAUUGGUGUGCAUCUGUUCUUACUGUUUGGAAGGGGUGCGAGAGAUUAAACCCAGCCUCUGCACAUGCAGGGCAAAUCCUCUUCCAUGGAGAUGCCGCCCCAGCCUAACUUUGUUCUGAUUUGUGUGUUUUUGAGACAGGGUCUUGCUACAUAGGCUGGCCUAGAAUUCUUUAUGUAGCUCAGACUGUCCUUCACUGGUAAUCUUCCUGUCUCUGCCUCCCAAGUAUUGGGAUUACAGGCAUAUACCACCACGCCUGGCCUAUCUUUGGUAAACUUGUGGUGAAAUCUUUAGUUGUUAGUUUUCUCUCUUUUUUUAUUCUUAUUUUUGAUCUUCUACAUGGAUGCUAAUGAUGUCUAGGAUUUUCCUUGUUAUAGAAAUAUAGAAGAUGAGGUAGAAGGGAUUUGAUCAUCUAGAAACAAGAUGAUCCUGAGUCAGACAGAAGACAUAUAUUGAAAUAGAAGGACGAAUAUUUGAAAUAGAAAUGGGUACAGUGUACAGUCUUAGUCAUCUUUACCCAUAGAAUGCAAACUGAGUUAGAGACAUAGUCCUAUCCAUUGAGGAAAUAGGAAGGUUAGCUAAUAUAUUUGGUGCCAGGGACUGAUUGACACAGGGACCAGCUGUGCUCAGUGUUCCCUGUAUUUGAGUAAUGACAAAGGUAGAUCCUUUUGUUAUGUUAUCAAGAGUCUCAUUAUGGAGUUCAGUCUGGCCUCAAACUUGCAGUCUUCUUGUCUCUGCCUCCCAAUUGCUGGUAUUAUAGGUGUGGGCCACCUUACCCAGCUUUGUAUUUUACUUCCAAAUGUGUGCUGGAGGUGUCUUCUAAACAUCUUGGUAAACAUCUUGGUAUUAAAAAUUUUAAGUUGCCAACUUAAAAAUACAUUUUAGACUGUACAACAAACAUAGAAAUUUUUUGUUGGUACAAAUAAAAAUAAAAAGUUGUCCACAAUCAGUAACUGGUGGCUCA
Messenger RNA from Perognathus longimembris pacificus (Pacific pocket mouse), 4512 nucleotides. RefSeq names its product leucine rich repeat containing 58 (gene Lrrc58). The record is from RefSeq and is a predicted model, not a curated record. Gene Ontology annotation, molecular function: protein binding. The coding region runs from base 134 to 1249 and encodes 371 amino acids. NCBI's taxonomy places the organism in Eukaryota, Metazoa, Chordata, Mammalia, Rodentia, Heteromyidae. The transcript has 4 exons.